AUGCGGAGGAUACUGGCAGGCAACAAGGAUCUGCAUUAUCCUGGGAGACAAGAACACAGUACUGCCAGUGUCAUUGGAAAAGAGGCGUCUGACGCAGAACUGAGCAAGUCAAGCGAUUCUGAACUUGAUGGAGAGGCAGAGGCGGGGUUGAGGUCUGAUUACAGCAGUAGUAGUGAAGGCGUUGUACAGCGUAACUCUGCCGGGUCUGAAACAAGAAGGCUGGUUCCAAGCGACUCGGUAGUCAGUGACAUCAGCACAUUCGACAUGGAUAGUAAUGACAACUUUAAGGUGGUCAUCAGGGUCAGACCUCCGGUCGAGAGGGAGCUGGAGGGGGAAAAGCAGUUCCAAAACAUUGUUGCUGUAAAUACAGAAGCAAACAUCCUUACAGUGUCGGAGAACAUAGCAGCAAUGUCGGCAGCAGAGCGGGCAGGAAAUCCAGGUGACGCUGUGAUUCAUCCAACGCAUUCUUUUGCAUUCGAUCACGUCUACGACCAGAACACUCCACAAAAGCACAUAUACGACAACUCAGCAAAAGCUGCAGUGCUGUCAACAUUGAAAGGCUACAACGCAACUAUCAUAGCUUACGGACAAACGGGGACAGGAAAGACGUACACUAUGGAAGGCAACUCCACACCAGAGGGGCGAGGAAUCAUUCCACGGUCGAUCGAGGAUAUCUUCUAUUUCAUCGAGAACGACACCACUGCUAGGUCGAAGUAUCUUGUCCGAGCGUCAUACCUCCAGAUCUACAACGAGGUCAUCAGCGACUUGCUGAAGCCGGAGCGCACAAACUUGACCAUCCGUGAGGACAAGAAGAAGGGGGUGUUCGUCGAAGGGCUCUCCGAGUGGGUCGUUCGGUCGCCCGCUGAGAUCUACGGGCUGAUGGAACGUGGAGCUGCGCAGCGUGCUGUCGGCUCCACGAACAUGAACGAGUUGAGCAGUCGCAGUCACGCCGUCUUCAUCAUCAUCGCUGAGAACUCCGUCAUCAAAGACGUGGAUCAAGGGGCCGAGAAGGUUGCGGACCAAGAGAUGGCAAAAACCAGACAGAGUUUCAAGGUCGGAAAGCUGAACCUGGUCGAUCUGGCCGGCUCCGAGCGCGUCCGCGUGACGGGCGCCACCGGCAAGCGGCUGGAGGAGAGCAAGAAGAUCAACCAGUCGCUCUCGUGCCUGGGCAACGUCAUCUCCGCGCUGACGGAAUCCAAGGGGCAACGUCAGCACAUCCCGUACCGGGACUCGAAGCUGACGCGCAUCCUGGAGGACAGCCUGGGCGGCAACUGCAAGACGACCAUGAUGGCCAUGAUCUCGCCCGCGCUCGAGUCGCUGAGCGAGACGCUGUCGACGCUCAAGUUCGCGAACCGCGCCAAGAACAUCAAGAACGAGGCCAAGAUCAACGAGGACCUGGACCAGAAGACGUUGCUGCGCAAGUACGAGCGCGAGCUGAAGAAGCUGCGCGACGAGCUGCAGCAGCGCAGCCGCAACCUGGUGGACAAGCGGCGUCUGCUGGAGCUGGAGGAGCAGAAGCGGCGCGCGGAGGAGGACAAGCUGCAGGCCAUCACGGAGCUGGAGGCACGGAGCAAGGAGUUCAUGAACGAGAAGCUGGAGAAGCAGAAGUUGGAGGAGCGGAUCCAGAGCAUGCAGAGCCAGCUGCUGAUCGGAGGGCACAAGAUCGAGGACACGCCGGCGUUCCGCUCGCUUCUCCAGCAAGAGCACAAGCGUAUCCGGACGGAAUACGAGCAGCGGCUGGCGGAACUGGAGAAGGAGCGACACACUGUGGAGGAGGACAAGGCGCAGGUGGACCGGUACAAGCAGCUGCUGUUGAAGCAGCGUGACAUCAUGAUCGCGCUCACGGCGCGGCUCAACGAGCGGGACGACCAAAUCAUCAGCCUGCAGGAGGAGCUGGAGGCGUACGACAGGCAUCAGCGGAAGCUGGAGGACGCCCUGGACCAGAAGACGGCGGAGCUGAUCCACCUGCGCAAGGCCGCAAUGGACUUCUACGCGAGCACGCCGCGGAAUGCCGGCGAGAAGGUGAUCAACACCCAGUUGAUGAGCGCGCUGGGCGUGUGGGGCGACAACCACGAGGAGAAACUAGCGGUGCAGGAAAACUGGCUGGCGGACCUGGACGCCACGGGCGCGGGCGCGGCCGCGAUGGCCGCGCGCGUGGAGGGCUUCGCGCGCGCGCUGGGGCUGCCGGGCGGCGAGACGGCGGAGCGGGUGACGACGUUCGUGAGGAAAGAAGUGGAGGAGCUGAGGAAGAAGUACAGCGAGGUGCUGGGUAUGAUGAAAAUUGAGUUGCGGCUGAGCAGCGAACGGAUCGUGGACGACAAGGAGCAGAUCCAGGGGUUGAAGGCGGAGAUCGAGAAGCUGCAGAAGCGGCUGACGUCAGCGGAGCCGCGGGCGACGUCAGCGCAGGCGGGCGGCGAGGUGGAGGCCUUGCGGGAGGCGCUGCGGGAGGCGCGGAGAGAGGUGGCGGAGCUGCGGAAGGAGCGGAACGCGGCGGAACAGGGCCCGGCCGGGGAGAUGGAGUCGAAGCUAGAGUCGGUGCGGCUGCAGUACGGCCAGUUUCGGCAGGACGUCACGGCGCGGCUCGAGGAGAAGAACCGGCAGAUCAAGCGGCUGGAGGAGGAGAACCAGACGCUGACAGGUGGCGGGCCCUCGGAGCAGCACGUGGCUGCGCUGAGGGAGCAGUGCCGGACGCACACCAAGGAGCGGACGGCCCUGAUGACGAUCUUGGACAGCAAGGUUCGGACGCUAGUGGAGAGCAUCGCGCGGACGCUGGGCGAGCUACCGGGGGAGGUCGCGGACGCGCACCCGGCGCGCUUCGCGCGCGAGGUGCACGCGCUGGAGAAGCUCGUGGGGGCAACGAUCCAGGCGAUGAAAGGGGCGGAGGAGGCGGAACGGGCGGCGCGAUGA
Molecule: messenger RNA, 2907 nt
Organism: Klebsormidium nitens
Lineage: Eukaryota; Viridiplantae; Streptophyta; Klebsormidiophyceae; Klebsormidiales; Klebsormidiaceae
Source: the annotation of a GenBank genome assembly